Messenger RNA from Lachancea dasiensis, 1752 nucleotides. The record is from the annotation of a GenBank genome assembly. NCBI's taxonomy places the organism in Eukaryota, Fungi, Ascomycota, Saccharomycetes, Saccharomycetales, Saccharomycetaceae.
AUGUAUGUGCUAGCCAUCCUAACAAUAGCCAUAUUAUUUCCAAAGGUUGAAGGAUCUCCCGUUUAUGACUUGUUCAAGAGAUGGUCUACUUUCAGUGCUUCGAGUACUCAAGUUGUGAAUGCCACAACAUAUUACUUUCCCCAAUUAGAUACUGGCGAACUGUUCCCCAUGGCCGCAUGUAAAGGACUAACAUUGCAAGACGCUACAAUUGACCAGCUGCAGAGUUACUUUUCGUCAGGAAAUCUCACGUCCGAAGACGUGGUCAACUGUUAUCUAGAUAGGUUUUUCCAAAUAAACUCCUACGUCAAUGGCAUUUUGCAAAUAAACCCAGAUGUGAUAUCAAUCGCUCGUCAGAUGGACGCUGAAAGAAGCCGAGGAAUAGUUCGGGGUCCUCUACAUGGAAUUCCAUUCCUUGUGAAAGAUAAUUAUGCAACAAAAGAUAGAAUGGACACGACGGCGGGCUCCUGGGUGUUACUGGGCUCUGUGGUACCCCGAGAUGCCUAUGUUGUAGCAAAAUUGAGAGAAGCCGGCGCCGUUCUUUUCGGCCACGCGACAUUGAGCGAGUGGGCGGACAUGAGGUCAUCCAGCUAUUCAGAGGGAUAUUCAGCUCGUGGGGGUCAAGCUCGGAGCCCUUUCAAUUUGACAGUGAAUCCAGGUGGAAGCUCUUCAGGUAGUGCUGGCUCCGUUGCAGCAAAUAUGAUAACAUUCAGCUUGGGUACUGAGACUGAUGGAAGUAUCAUCGAUCCUGCUAUGCGCAAUGGUGUUGUAGGAUUCAAACCAACAGUGGGAUUGACUUCUAGGGCAGGUGUGAUCCCUGAAUCGGAACAUCAGGACACCACAGGUCCAAUUGCCAGAACGGUAAGAGAUGCAAUAUAUGCUUUCCAAUCCAUGUGGGGUGUCGACGAAAGAGAUGCGUAUACUUUCAACCAAACUGGUAAAGUUCCGGAAGAUGGCGAUUACUUAAAGUUUUUAAGUGACCAAACGGCUCUAAAAGGUGCGCGAUUUGGUCUACCAUGGUCGAAGCUGUGGUCGAAAGCUAAACCUGACGAGAUUCCAAGACUCUUAGAAGUUAUUAAAUUGAUCGAAAAUGCAGGCGCGGUUGUUUAUAACAACACGGAUUUCGAAAACCAGGAUGUAAUAUCGAGCGACGGGUGGAAUUGGGACCUCGGUCCUGUAAAUCAAAGUGAGUUCACCAUUGUGAAGGUUGAUUUUUAUAAUAACAUCAAGUCUUACUUGAGUGAACUUGAAAACACUGACAUCAGAAGUCUGGAAGAUAUCGUGGCCUACAACUAUCAGUUCAGUGGAACGGAAGGUGGUUAUCCAGGUCAGCACCCAGCUUUCAGUUCCGGACAGGAUUCCUUUCUAGACUCUUUAGCAUGGGCAGGAGCCAAAAAUGAAACUUACUGGCAGGCUGUCGAAUUUGUUCGUAAAACAUCUCAAGAUGAAGGCAUUGACUCUGCUCUGAACUACACGGACAGCGAAACAGGCGAAAAUUUCAAACUGGAUGGGCUUUUAGUACCCAGCGGCAAUUCUAUAACUUACCAACAAGCUGCGAAAGCUGGAUAUCCUAUGAUUACGCUACCAGUAGGUGUCAAACAGUCGAAUGGGCGGCCAUUUGGCCUAGGAAUAAUACAAUCAGCCUGGCAAGAGCCUAAGCUGAUAAGGUAUGGCUCGGCUAUUGAGGAUUUGUUAGAAUACAAAUGUAAGCCUCAAUUUUACGAUUAUUUGGCUAAGAAUGUCCCCGUUGAUUAA